Molecule: messenger RNA, 2985 nt
Organism: Lachnellula hyalina
Lineage: Eukaryota; Fungi; Ascomycota; Leotiomycetes; Helotiales; Lachnaceae
Gene: dis3
Product: Exosome complex exonuclease
Exons: 2
Coding region: 1-2985 (994 amino acids)
Biological process (GO): rRNA catabolic process
Cellular component (GO): nuclear exosome (RNase complex); cytoplasmic exosome (RNase complex)
Molecular function (GO): 3'-5'-RNA exonuclease activity; endonuclease activity; RNA binding
Source: RefSeq, a predicted model, not a curated record
AUGACAUCCCUCAAGCGCUCCCUGGGAUCCGACCCCCUCUCCUCGAGUAUCUCAAGCAAAGUCUUCGUGCGCUCAACAAAAAGCGGAAAGGUACAGAAGAUAGUCCGGGAGCUCUACCUCCGACAAGACAUCCCUUGCUCCUCGAAGCUAUGUACAGCCUGUCUAGCUACAGCGCCGAGAGAUGCAGCAGGAGUCCUGGCGCCCUUCGUCCUAAGCGCAAAGCCAGCAGGAACAAAAGCCUACCCAAACGGGCAUUACCUCCUCCCUGACACCAACGCGCUCCUCAACGCCCUCGAUCUCUUCGAAUCCACCUCCGCCUUCUACGACGUAAUUAUCCUGCAAACCGUGCUCGAAGAGCUGCGGAAUCGAUCACUACCGCUAUACAAUCGUCUUAUUGGUUUAACAAAGAGCGCGGAGAAGAGGUUUUAUGUAUUUUUCAAUGAGUUUAGGCUGGAGACAUAUGUGCACAGGGAACAGGGGGAGACGAUAAAUGAUCGGAAUGAUAGAGCGGUCAGGAGGGCGGGGAAAUGGUAUGAUGAGCAUUUAAGCCAAGCUGUGAAGGCUGCGGGAGGAAACAAGAAGAGUGUUCCUACGGUCGUUAUGUUAAGUGAUGAUAAGGAGAAUUUGAAGAAGGCAAAAAGGGAUGGUGUUGCUGCUUGUGGGCUGAAAGACUAUGUCAGUAUGCUGGAGAACGCAGAGCAGUUGCUUGAUAUGAUUGCGGUGGUCAAGGAGGGCAGGGAAAUUAGGGAUGCAAGGGCUCAGGAGUCGCUUUAUGCGGAGUAUUACUCCGUUUCGAAGAUGAUGACGGGUGUGAAGAAUGGGACGCUGCAUCAAGGGAUUUUCAACGUAUCGCCAUACAAUUAUCUCGAGGGUUCGAUAAAUGUCCCAGCGUUUGAUAAGAACUUGCUGGUGCUAGGGAGGGAGAGUAUCAAUCGCGCGGUACAGGGGGAUGUGGUAGUUGUGGAGGUGCUGCCGAAGGAUCAGUGGAAGGAGCCAUCGACCAAGAUUAUUGAAGAGGAGGCUUUGAAUAAGAACGAAAACGCCGAUGCGGAAGAUGGCGAGGCUGUUGUUACAGAGCGUGAGAGAAAAGCGUUGCAGGAAGAAGUUAAGAAGGUUCACAGCAAGAGCUCUGAAGGGAGACCGCAACCUACGGCUAGAGUUGUUGGUGUUGUGAAGCGGAAUUGGAGGCAGUAUGUCGGGCACGUGGAUGAGUCCUCGGUGAGCCAAUCUGUAAAGGAGAGCCGGAAACAACAGACAGUGUUCUUGAUUCCUAUGGAUAAGCGGAUACCCAAGAUCCGAGUACGAACGAGACAAGCUGGAGAGAUCAUCGGAAAGCGUGUUUUGGUCACUAUAGAUUCUUGGGAUCGGGAUUCGAGAUAUCCAAUUGGCCAUUUUGUCCGAUCACUGGGCGAGUUAGAAACCAAAGGCGCUGAGACUGAGGCUCUCCUUCUAGAAUACGAUGUUCAAUAUCGACCAUUCCCCAAGGCUGUUCUGGACUGCUUGCCAACGGAGGGCCACGACUGGAAAGUACCUGUCAGUACGGACGAUCCUGGAUGGAAGGACAGAAGAGAUCUUCGUGGGCUCCAGAUCUGCAGUAUUGACCCUAUCGGAUGCCAAGAUAUCGAUGAUGCUCUACAUGCAAGACCCUUGCCAAAUGGUAACUUCGAAGUUGGCGUUCAUAUUGCAGAUGUCUCGCAUUUCGUCAAGCCUAACAAUGCUAUGGAUGCCGAAGCUAGUAUUCGGGGUACAACUGUCUAUCUGGUUGACAAGCGUAUUGAUAUGUUACCAAUGCUUCUUGGUACAGAUCUGUGUUCUCUAAAGCCAUAUGUUGAGCGUUAUGCAUUUUCUGCCAUUUGGGAAAUCACUCCAGAUGCCGAAAUUGUCAAGUCGGAUUUCACCAAAUCGGUCAUCAAGUCACGGGAAGCAUUCAGUUACGAACAAGCUCAAAUCCGAGUCGAUGACGCUUCUCAGCAAGACGAAUUAACGACAGCCAUGCGAACCUUGCUCAUACUUUCCAAAAAGUUUAAGCAAAAGCGUAUGGACGCUGGUGCACUCAGCCUCUCCUCCCCAGAAGUUCGAGUAGAGACCGAAUCUGAAACUUCUGAUCCAAUUGAUAUCAAGACCAAAAAGCAUCUCGACACCAUGUCCCUGGUCGAAGAAUUCAUGUUGCUAGCCAACACCUCUGUCGCCGCAAAAAUAUACUCUGCUUUCCCCCAAACCGCCAUGCUCCGUCGCCACGGCGCCCCCCCGAAAACCAACUUCGAAGAGCUUGCCAACCAGCUAAAAGUCAAGAAAGGUCUCGAACUACGUACCUCGUCUUCAAAAGAACUAGCCGACUCCCUAGACGCCUGUGUCGACCCUCAGGAACCAUUCUUCAACACGCUGGUCAGGAUUAUGGCCACGAGAUGUAUGAUGUCGGCGGAGUAUUUCUGCUCUGGCACACAGGCGUAUCCCGAGUUCAGGCAUUAUGGUCUGGCGUCUGAAAUCUAUACGCAUUUCACAUCUCCUAUUCGUCGGUAUGCAGAUUUAGUCGCGCAUCGACAGCUCGCUGCUGCUAUUGAUUACGAACCUCUAGACGCAAGCGUGAGGAGCAAGGGCAAGCUUGAGAGCGUAUGCAAGAACAUCAAUGUCCGACACCGCAAUGCUCAACAAGCCGGCCGUGCUUCUAUAGAAUACUACGUCGGUCAAGCUCUCAAGGGACGGAUAGUGGAAGAAGAGGGCUUUGUGAUGAAGGUGUUCUCAAACGGAUUCGUGGUUUUUGUUCCGAGAUUCGGAAUCGAGAGUUUGAUUCGCUUGAGGGACUUGGCCGAGACGGAACCGGAGAGCACGUUUGAUGCGGAAGAUUAUGUGUUAAGGACGAGUGGCAGCAGAGAGGUGGAAGUGGAGUUGUUUGAGAAGGUUGUUGUGCGCAUCAGUGACAUCAAGGAGGAGGGCACGGGGAAGAGGAAGGUGCGCUUGGAAUUGGUCAAGACGGGUGGGAAAUGA